GCCACGGGUGGGGAAAAAAGGGAAUCAACACAGACAGGGAUGACGAGAAGAGCGGGAGAACGAGAAGAAAGAGAGAAGAAGAGAAUGAGAAAGAGCGAGUCUAUCGUUGGAAGUUUUUGAGGUAGGGGACUGGGAACUGGGGAGAGAAGUGCUGCUGCCAGUCUACACACGCGGGGUGAAGGCUUCGUAAGAUCUUCUUGUGCUCUGCAGUUUCGUAUUGUACGGCGCGUGCGGCCUCUUUCAUUCGAUUCGGGAAUAGCGUCGCUCUCUACCCACGCGCGCGCGUUGCCACGGUUUAUAAGUACGCAGCAUCGUCAUCGUCGCGAGUUUUGUGUGCAGAUGCUAGCCAAGAAGUGGUGCAUCCAGUACAUGUCGAUUCAGUGCUCACGAAUUGGCGUUCAUCGCCGGCAUCUUUAAAAACGUGCUUUCAGCUUUGGAGGUAUGCCGGUUGACUGAAGAUGGCCUCGCCGACACCGUCGCUGGAAUCGCGCGCGAAUUCUCUCGGCUCUUUGGGCUCGCUUUCCCCAUUGACAGUGAGCGGUAGCUCACCGCCGGCAAGCGAUUCAGCCAUCUGCGACGUUGAUAGCUGUGAUUCGUGUCUUGACACUCCUCUUGUCAAGUCCGACGACGCGCCCUGUACGCAUUGCCGUCUCGGUGCCAGCGGUAGCAGUGCCUCUAACAGUUCGAUCGGCCCCGUUAUCACCGCUUCGAGUGGCCAACAACAGCAUCAUCAGCAGCAGCAACAGCAGCAGCAACAACAGCAGCAACUUCAACAACAACAACAACAGUCCAGUCAUAACAGUCAAACGCUGACUACGGCCACUGGUGGUGUCCGUUGUACGGGCUGCAAGUCCACAGAGUCCGACGCCGUAGCGCGUUGCUUCGAUUGCGCCAACUUCCUCUGCCCUAACUGCGUAAUGGCUCAUCAGUUUAUGCAUUGUUUUGAGGGCCAUCGGGUCCUCAAUCUUGGUGAGGCCAAGCUUGGCGAUCCUACCCCGAGCAAUGGCCUCGGUGAGUCUAAGUCCAGCACCGGUCAAAUUUCUGGAACUGCCACCACGAAUCCAAGCCUUGGUUCUGGAAGUCCGCUUCUCGUUAAUGGAGGUGCUAGUGGCGCUGAGAAAGCUCUUUUCUGCCCUCGACACAAAAGUGAGCUUAUCAAGUAUUAUUGUCGCACUUGUAGCGUGCCUGCGUGCAAAGAGUGCUCUCUAACCGAGCAUCCCAGCCCUCAUCACGAUUGUGCCCAUAUCUCAGAAGCUGGACCUCAACAGAUUGAAGCCUUGGCACGCGCCGUCCAAGAUUGCCGAGCCAAGGCCACGGAAAUACGUACUGCUGUUAAAGCUGCAGAUCACGGAGCUGCACGACUUCAGGUCCAGUAUCAUAAGGCCCAAAAUGAAAUCAACGAUACUUUCCAAUUUUAUCGAUCAAUGCUAGAGGAACGUAAACAAGAGCUUCUUAAAGAACUUGAGUCUAUAUUUUCAGCUAAACAAAUAUCUUGGGGCGUGCUCACGCAAAAAGCAAAUGAACUAGCAGACAGAAUUCAGCAGACUUGCGAAUUCGUUGAACGAUUGACCAAGUACACGACUGUCACAGAAGUGCUAAUGGUAAAAAAGCUUCUUGACUCAAAGCUCCAACUUAUGCUCAGCUACAGCUCCGAUCUUGGUAGUCAAGCUGCUGACCUUGAGUUUGUUAGCAAUUAUCAAGCAAUUCAAGUGGGUGUACGCAAUACCUUUGGAUAUGUACGCAGCAGUAGCGAUAGCAAUGCUGGUCCGAGCAAACAACCACCCAUUGCGCGACCUACGGCUGUCGGCGGUGGGGCUGGCUCUGGAGGUUCUGCUGCCAAUGUCGGUACCAAUUGUGGACCCGGAAGUGGUGGCAGUAGCAGCGGUACUAGUAGCGGCCCUGGUAGUGCCGGAUCUCUAGGUGGUCUUCUUCUCGAUCGGCCCUACAGCAAUGGUCUCGUUUCCUCAACCGGUUCCAACUGUCCUAGUAGUUCACCUUCACCCUUUGAAAGCAGUAGCAGCCUGAUCUCUAAACGCUUUUCCUCAGCUAACAGUCUCGGACCAUUCUCUACGAGUAUUAGCGAGCUUAAUCUCAAUGGUAUGAGCAAUCCGUACGAAAAGUGGAGCAACGGCGGUUCUGAAGUUUAUCCUGUUGCUGUCACCGGUAAUGAUCAUUUUCCCAUGCCAGGAGCGGUCGCGGCUACACAAGCCGCUCCAGCCGAUUCGGUUCUCGAGCUUACUUCCAAACUUAUGCCUGCUGCGGCUAUUUUUCCACUUAAGUCUCAAAUUAAGCGUCAGAAAAUGAUUUAUCACUGCAAAUUCGGCGAAUUCGGAGUGCUCGAGGGUCAGUUUACGGAACCUUCCGGGGUUGCGGUUAACGCGCAGAAUGACAUCAUCGUCGCAGAUACCAAUAAUCAUCGUAUUCAGAUAUUUGAUAAGGAAGGCCGCUUCAAAUUUCAAUUCGGAGAGUGCGGAAAACGAGACGGUCAAUUACUUUAUCCGAAUCGUGUUGCAGUCGUGCGUACUUCGGGGGAUAUAAUCGUCACCGAACGUUCGCCCACACAUCAGAUUCAAAUCUACAACCAAUAUGGACAGUUUGUGCGCAAGUUCGGUGCCAAUAUUUUGCAGCAUCCGCGAGGCGUUACCGUCGACUCCAAGGGUCGCAUUGUUGUCGUCGAAUGCAAGGUCAUGAGGGUCAUCAUCUUCGAUCAGGCAGGAAAUGUUCUUCAAAAGUUUGGCUGCUCAAAGCACCUAGAAUUCCCCAACGGAGUUGUCGUCAAUGACAAACAAGAAAUAUUUAUAAGCGAUAAUCGCGCCCAUUGUGUUAAAGUCUUCAACUAUGAGGGAUCUUAUCUCCGACAGAUCGGCGGAGAAGGAAUUACUAAUUAUCCGAUUGGCGUUGGUAUAAACGCCGCAGGCGAAAUUUUAAUUGCUGAUAACCAUAAUAAUUUCAAUCUUACGAUCUUUACGCAGGACGGGCAGCUGGUCUCAGCUCUCGAAUCCAAGGUUAAGCAUGCUCAGUGUUUUGACGUAGCACUUAUGGACGACGGAAGCGUCGUGCUUGCGAGCAAGGAUUAUCGACUUUAUAUUUACCGCUACGUGCAAGUUCCUCCUAUCGGCAUAUAGAGUCGUAUCCAGCGCCAGUAUUGACGUGUUCCUAUGUGCGCCCUUUUGUACUGGACCAACUCGGCACUUCGUCGAGGGACUUUCUAGCAACACAAAUGUGUGUCUAUCGUAAGCUGUGACCUCUCGUUUCUCUGCGAUAAUGUCUACUUCGGCUCCCUUUUCCUUCUGUUUGUCGUAUUUU
Molecule: messenger RNA, 3306 nt
Organism: Ceratosolen solmsi marchali
Lineage: Eukaryota; Metazoa; Arthropoda; Insecta; Hymenoptera; Agaonidae
Gene: brat
Product: tripartite motif-containing protein brain tumor
Exons: 2
Coding region: 459-3125 (888 amino acids)
Molecular function (GO): zinc ion binding; protein binding; mRNA 3'-UTR binding
Source: RefSeq, a predicted model, not a curated record